Recurvomyces mirabilis is the source of this 510-nucleotide messenger RNA. RefSeq lists its product as uncharacterized. The record is from RefSeq and is a predicted model, not a curated record. The transcript has 2 exons. NCBI's taxonomy places the organism in Eukaryota, Fungi, Ascomycota, Dothideomycetes, Mycosphaerellales, Teratosphaeriaceae. Bases 1 to 510 code for a protein of 169 amino acids.
AUGUGUCAAAUCUGUGGUAUCAAGCUGGCCGCUGCGCAAGCACUCGAAGCAUCUCACGACGAGUACGCCAAGAACGAAGCAGCCAGUACCAACCGCGAAAGCAUCCCAGAAGCACUGCUGGAGAUUCUACGUCUGCUGGCGGCCGCUGUCGAGUCACUCGAGACAGAUCGGGCGAAAUGGUGGGCGACACCAGAGAAACGCGAGCUCCGUCGACGUCUUGAGGCCGACUGCGGUCAGAAGCCUUUGACGGAGCUCCACAAGAUCAACAAUACGACUAUCGAGCGGAUCGAGACGAUGCAGGCGAAGCUGGGUAGAUUCCUGAAGUGGAGUUUAGGCAUGGACGGAGGAGCUUGUGGAGAGUGGAAAGGUGGUGGCGAAGGCGAAGAUGGCGCUCUCAUAGAUGCUUCGGGCUAUCACCCAGCGAGGUCGCUCGAGGACGAGAGCUUCUGCGGACUCUGUGAUAGUAAGCGAGCACGCGAGCCUGCAGGCGGUCGUCCAAGCUGCGAGUAG